This is a messenger RNA of Drosophila serrata, 235 nucleotides long. RefSeq lists its product as uncharacterized. NCBI's taxonomy places the organism in Eukaryota, Metazoa, Arthropoda, Insecta, Diptera, Drosophilidae. The record is from RefSeq and is a predicted model, not a curated record.
CUCUCGGUGAAAUGUUGGGCAUUCUGAGUCUGUGGCUAAUUUCCUACCUCUUUGGCCGCAUCCAAGGGCGUUCGGUUGGAGAGCUGGACGAGUGGCAGCAGGAGUUUCUCGCUCCGCAGCCUGAUACCACAAUCUUUGUCUACAAUCAAACCGAUAAGGAGCUCCACUUGGGCCAGGCAUGGCGUUGAAAUAUAUAUAUUACAUAAAUUUAAGAUAUUAAUAAAUUAAAUAUUGC